AAGGGGUGGGGGGGGGCCCGGCUUGUCGGUGCCCCGCCCGGGGAUGGGAGGAGGAAAACCUCCCGCCGUCCCUUUAACAGCCAGCGGCGCUGCUCGGAGUUCAGGCCGGGGUCAGGGGGAGUUCGCAGCCCGGGUUUCACCUCCGAGCUGGCGGCGUUGGGAACCCCGAGGAGCCGCUGCUGCUUCUUCCAGCUCUUCUUCCUCCUCUUCCUCCUCCUCCUCCUCCCGUUCCGUAGGACCGGCCGGGAGAGCGGGGUAUGGAGGAACAGCAGCAGCAGAGGAGGAGGAGGGUGGAGGGGAAUAGCAACCGGCGGCGGCCCCCCCGGGGCUGAGCCAUGAGAGUUCACCGAGACCUCGGCUGGUUGGCGGAGGCCACCGGGCGCCCAGGGCGGCGGGCGAGGAGCGGGAUGCUGGACGCCAUGGAGGUGCCGAGCCACUCGCGGCAGCUGCUGCUGCAGCUGAACACGCAGCGCACCAAGGGCUUCCUGUGCGACGUGAUCAUCGUGGUGCAGAACGCGCUCUUCCGCGCGCACAAGAACAUCCUGGCGGCCAGCAGCGCCUACCUCAAGUCGCUGGUGGUGCACGACAACCUGCUCAACCUGGACCACGAGAUGGUGAGCCCCGGCAUCUUUCGCCUCAUCCUCGACUUCAUCUACACCGGCCGCCUGGCCGAGUGCGAGCCGGGCGGCGAGCAGAGCCUGGGCGCCGUGCUGGCCGCCGCCAGCUACCUCCAGAUCCCCGGCUUGGUGGCCCUUUGCAAGAAGAAGCUGAAACGCAGCGGCAAGUACUGCCACCUGCGCGGGGGCUACGCGCCCUACAAGCUGGGCCGGGGACUGCGCGCCGCCACGCCGGUCAUCCAGGCCUGCUACUCGGGGACGCCGCGGCCCGUGGACUUGCCGCCCGUGGAGCCGGCGGCGCCGCUCAACACGCAGUGCGGGGAGCUGUACGCCUCGGCCGCCCAGGGCGCCCCGCUGCACCCCCACGGGCUGUGCCCGCCCGAGCGCCAUUGCUCGCCGCCCUGCGGCCUCGACCUCUCCAAGAAGAGCCCCACCGGCCCCUCCGCCCAGCUCCUGCCCACCGACCGCCUGCUGCCCGGCGAGCCCCGCGAGCCCUCGCUGCCCCCGCGGCACGACAGCCCCCCCGUCAGCGCCGGCCUCUUGGCCGGCCACGCCGCCGCCUACAAGGACUCCCCGCCGGGCGGCGAGCCGGGGGGGCACCCCCACGCCCCCGACCCCUUCCGCAGCACGCCGCCCUGCGCCGAGCCCCCGCUGCCCCGCGCCGACGGGCGCGAGCUGAUGUACCGCUGGAUGAAGCACGAGCCCCUGGGCCCCUACCUGGACGAGGGCGAGGCGGAGAAGGAGCUGGAGCGGGAGGAAAAGGCCGAGUCGCCGCCCGCGGCGCCGCAGCCCCGCUACCCCAGCGUGGAGAGCAACGACCUGGAGCCCGAUAACAGCACGAGCGAGGAGACGGGCAGCAGCGAGGGCCCCUCGCCCGGCGACGCGCUGGACCGCUACUGCAACCACCUGGGCUACGAGCCGGAGAGCCUGGGCGACAACCUGUACGUCUGCAUCCCCUGCGGCAAGGGCUUCCCCAGCUCCGAGCAGCUCAACGCUCACGUGGAGGCCCACAACGAAGAGGAGCUCUAUCACAAGGCGGCGGCCGAGCAGGCCGUGCCCUUCCUGGACAAGGGUGGCCCGGGGCUGGGUGACAUCCUGCGGCCCUACCGCUGCUCCUCCUGCGACAAGUCCUACAAGGACCCGGCCACGCUGCGGCAGCACGAGAAGACGCACUGGCUGACGCGCCCCUACCCCUGCACCAUCUGCGGCAAGAAGUUCACGCAACGCGGCACCAUGACCCGCCACAUGCGCAGCCACCUCGGCCUCAAGCCCUUCGCCUGCGACGCCUGCGGGAUGCGCUUCACCCGCCAGUACCGCCUGACCGAGCACAUGCGCAUCCACUCGGGCGAGAAGCCCUACGAGUGCCAGGUGUGCGGCGGGAAGUUUGCCCAGCAGCGCAACCUCAUCAGCCACAUGAAGAUGCACGCGGCCGGCCCCGAUGGCAAAGCCAAGCUGGACUUCCCCGACAGCGUCUACGCCAUGGCCCGCCUCACCGCCGACCAGCUGGGGCUCAAGCAGGAGAAGGCGGCCGAGCUGCUCUCCCACACCUCGCACUUCCUCAGCGACCCCAAGGCCAUGGAGAGCCUCUACCCGCUGGCCAAGUUCACGGCCGAGCACCUGGGGCUGAGCCAGGACAAGGCGGCCGAGGUGCUGGCGCAGGCUCCGCACCUCCACGCCGAGGCCGCCCGGACCAUAGAGCGAUACUCGCCCCCCUAGCGCCGGCCCGGCCGGGGGGCUGGGGGGGCCGCCGGGCUCCCCUCGCUGCCCCGCGUGGAGUUCGGGGGGGGGGACGGGACGACAGGCGGCGGGUGCUCGUCCCCCGGCGCUGCCGAUGGUCCCGGAGAACUCGCUCGUAGCGGAAGGUCCCAUGAGAGCUGCCCCGGGACGGCUGGACGGCACGUCCCGCGACGAGCGCCCCGGCUUGCCCGGGAGAAGCCGAUAAUUCAGGGACUGACCUCGUGGCGUGGGUCCUCCUUGCCUUGGGGGGGCUGCCGGGCCCCCCGGCACCGGGGCGGGAGCGAAGCACAAGCUGUGAGGCCGGGCUGCGCCCCGAGGCUUUGGAGGACAUGAGCCAGCUCCUUACCUCAGGGCCGUUCCCCGGUGCUGCCCCCCCCGCCCCGGGCGAGGGGACACCCUCGGCAGAUGCCCGUGUCGCCCCCGGCCCCGCCGCGGGACCCCGCCACGCUCGGCUCUGCCACGAUGGGACCCGGACUGUGCCGCCUCGACCGCCGCCGGCCCGUGAGUAGUUCGUCCGUCGUGGCCGGAGCGACGUCUCCGAGCUGCCGGCAGCCGUCCUGACCGGGAGCGGCGAGCGUGGCCAUGCUGGGGCUGGGUGGGGGG
This is a messenger RNA of Harpia harpyja (harpy eagle), 2957 nucleotides long. It is a transcript of the gene HIC1, whose product is annotated as HIC ZBTB transcriptional repressor 1. The transcript is spliced from 2 exons. The record is from RefSeq and is a predicted model, not a curated record. Lineage: Eukaryota; Metazoa; Chordata; Aves; Accipitriformes; Accipitridae. Gene Ontology annotation, cellular component: nucleus. Bases 336 to 2333 code for a protein of 665 amino acids. Gene Ontology annotation, molecular function: DNA-binding transcription factor activity, RNA polymerase II-specific; RNA polymerase II cis-regulatory region sequence-specific DNA binding; protein binding. Gene Ontology annotation, biological process: regulation of transcription by RNA polymerase II.